CGGCGGUCCAGCGGCUCCUGCCCGCGCGGCCAGGGAGGCGGGGCCUAACGGCCGGCCGCGGCGAAGGGGGCGGGGUUUCGCGUGAGGGGCGGCGCUUCUCGGCACCCAGCCCCGGAAGCACAGCGGCGCUAGAGCUCAGAGCCAGCCCAGGCGUCGCUACCACCACAUCCACAGUCAUGCCGAAACACGAGUUCUCUGUGGACAUGACCUGUGAAGGCUGCUCCAAUGCGGUCAGUCGGGUGCUCAACAAGCUGGGAGGAGUUGAGUUUGACAUUGACCUACCCAACAAGAAGGUUUGCAUCAACUCUGAGCACAGCGUGGACCUUCUGCUGGAGACGCUGGGAAAAACAGGAAAAGCUGUUUCCUACCUCGGCCCCAAGUAAUGAGGGCCUGGACCCCUGGGCCCAAGAUGGACCAACGGGGGCAGGUCGCUGAUCCUCUCCUGCCUUCCAGACAGACCUGGGGCCUGGCAGUCCUACUCGGCAAUGGGGGUUCCCACAGAGACCCUCACUUGCUCUGCUCCUCCCUACCUUCCCUGCAAUAAAAUCGAGCCACUUUGGUUGGAA
Messenger RNA from Panthera uncia (snow leopard), 566 nucleotides. It is a transcript of the gene ATOX1, whose product is annotated as antioxidant 1 copper chaperone. NCBI's taxonomy places the organism in Eukaryota, Metazoa, Chordata, Mammalia, Carnivora, Felidae. Gene Ontology annotation, cellular component: cytosol. Gene Ontology annotation, molecular function: copper chaperone activity; metal ion binding. Gene Ontology annotation, biological process: copper ion transport. The coding region runs from base 177 to 383 and encodes 68 amino acids. The record is from RefSeq and is a predicted model, not a curated record. The transcript is spliced from 4 exons.